GGAGCUCCGGCCGGGUUCCCUUACGUGGGCGCGGCCGCCCCGCCGCUCCUCCCACGCGCUCCCGCCUCCCGGCCCCUCGCCGGCCGGCCGCGCCCUGCGGGACCCGGACCUGGUGGGUGCCCGGCGGGGAUCCGCCGGUCCGCGCCGAGGUGCGUGAGGUCGCCCAGGUGAUUUUGGGAGGGCACAGAAGUCUUCUUUGAAGAGCUUUGUAUAGUUAUUGAAAGAUGGCAGAAGCAGUGUUGAUUGAUCUUUUCGGAAUGAAAUUGAACUCUCAGAAAAACUAUCAUCAAACGUUGCUGAAGACACUGAAUGCUAUUCGAUACCACCAUGCUGCCAAGGCCAAGUUCCUUUGCAUAAUGUGUUGCAGUAACAUCAGCUGUCAAAGGGAUGGUGACCAUGAUAAUUAUGAAUUAGAAACAAGCAAUGGAUUGUCAACUCUCUUGGGAGAAUUUGAGAAUGUUAGCAAUCCCAGCACAGCUGCCUCUUUGUAUACCAUUAAACAAAAAAUUGAUGAAAGAAAUCUGAGCAGCAUUAAGGUAAUUGUACCCACACACCGGAAGACAUUAAUGAAGGCUUUUAUUGACCUGCUCUUCACAGAUGUUUACAAUUUUGAGUUUGAAGAUUUACAGCUGACUUUGAGGGGAGGUCUGUUGAAACAGUCCACUGAAAUAAACAUGAUCACAGCUCAAGAACUAGAAGCAAUCCAGAAUGAAAUAGAAACGCAUUUGAGAAGUCUGCCAGCACUGAAUGGAGAAUUAACCAUUAUCACAUCUCCUUUGAUCCCAGAUAUUUUCAUACAUGGAUUUACUACAAGAACAGGCGGGAUAUCUUACAUUCCAACUCUCAGCUCAUUGAAUCUCUUCAGUAGUUCCAAACGGAGAGAUCCCAAGAUAGUUGUUCAAGAAAAUCUGCGUAGAUUGGGGAGUGCCGCAGGAUUUAAUGCAAAGAAAUUUUACCGAAUAAAGACUGAUCAUGCCAAUGACGUUUGGGUGAUGGGAAGGACAGAGCCUGAAUCUUACGAUGGAAUCACCACCAAUGAGAGAGGAGUCACAAUAGCAGCUCUUGGUGCUGACUGCAUACCAAUAGUUUUUGCAGAUCCUGUCAAAAAAGCAUGCGGUGUUGCUCACUCUGGUUGGCGAGGCACUUUGUUAGGUAUUGCUAUGGCUACAGUGAAUGCUAUGGUAGCAGAAUAUGGCUGCAGUGUGGAGGAUAUUAUUGUGGCCCUGGGACCUUCAGUGGGACCUUGCUGUUUCACGCUUCCAAGGGAAUCAGCAAAGGCGUUUCAUAAUCUUGAUCCUGAAUGUGUACGGUUGCUUGACUCCCCAGAUCCCUAUGUUGACAUUCGUAAAGCCACCAGGAUUCUUCUAGAACGGGGAGGAAUUCCACCACAGAAUAUUGAGAACCAGAAGCAAGAUCUCAACCUCUGUACAUCCUGCAAUCCUGACAAGUUCUUCUCCCAUGUCCGAGAUGGCCUUAAUUUUGGUACACAGAUUGGCUUCAUAUCAAUUAGAGAAUGAGAUACUUGAUUGGAUUUUUAUGUAACUGUUUCCUGCCUCCUUCCAAACUGACUUCAAGAGAGAAAUUGAGCUGUUUGGUUUACUAAUACCAAAAGGAUUACAAUGGUUAAUUAAUCUUUAGGGUAAAUUUUCACUAUUAUCUAAAGCCAAAUGAUUUUCAUUUGAUUCCAACAAUAACUGGCAAAAACGUCAGUAUGAUGUGGCUUAUACAUUUUAUACAGGUGAGGGUUCCUCUUAAAGUUUGUUCCCUGUAUUUGCUACAUGAAUCAGGAAUAAGUCUGUUCAGUAUUUAUCGGGAAUCUUCUGUUUGUCAGUCCUUGUGAAAAGCAAAAUGGUAAGACUUUUCCCUAUGAGUCUAAUGCAGUGGAGGGGAUAAAGGCUUCUAGCACUUAAAUUUAAUUUUAAUAGCAGUAGAAGAGUACAGAAGAAGGAAGGAUUGAUUCUCUCUGGAAGGCAGGAUAGAGGAGCCAUUACAGAGAAAAUUGCAUCACAAGGGCCUGAAAGAUGUGUAGGCUUCAGACGAAUGAAAAACAACCAUAACAGGAUGAGGGAACAUCAUGAACUAGGGCAUGAAACUGAAAGUGUGUGCCAUGUUCUAGAGAAAGCAGGGUGUGGACAGGACUUACUGGAAAAACAGGUUGGAAACGGAUUAUUUAGGGUCUCCGAUGCCAUGUCAAAGAGUUUGGAGUUUAUUUUUCAGGCAAAGGGUAGGCAUAACCAGUAGCGGAGUGUUUUUAUUUCCUUGGCAUCAUAUUUAAUAGGAUGGACUUAAAAUGAGAGAGACCAAAGCAGAGAGACUAGUUCAGAGGCAAUCAAAUUACUGUAAAACAGAAAUAAUGAAGCCAGAAUGAAGGCAGUGGACAUUAAAAUGGAGAAGAGAGGUGAUGGCUUAGAGAGACAUUUCCGAGAUGGAAUCAGCAGAUCCUGUGCAUAGCUGUGCGGAUAGUGGUGAGGGAGAGUGGAGACAUCACUGAGGACUCCCAAGAUUUCCGCUUGGCUGACGACCCAGAGGGGCAGCAAAAGGCGGGAGAAGGAUAAUGAAUUUGACACGUAGACCAAACAGCACACAGGUGGAAAUGUUAAUAUGUGGUCAACAAUUAGAAAUAGAGACCUGGAACCUCGGAGGGAGCCGGGAAAAAGACACAGGUGUAGAAGCUGGGUCUGCAGAGAUGAUGCCUGAGUCGUUGGGCGUAGGCGGGAGCAUCGAAGCGGAAUCACACGGACAGAAAAGAGGAGGUCCAAGGGUGAAACCUCAUGCGACACCAGCAUUGGAAGAACAAGAAGCGGAACCAGUAAAAAAGAGGAAUCACAGAAGUAAGAAAAAAAUAUAGUCGUUUUGAAGAAAGAAGCCAGUGUAUGGGAGAGGUACUCGAAAGACACCUUCGGAGGUAAGAGGGGGACUGAGAGGAAUCAAUGGAUGGACCGUACUGAAGCCGUUCUCCAGGAAGCGGUGGACCGUCAGAUUGCUGUGUGCUGAGGAACGGGAUGCAGAGGCGCCCUUCACAGUGUGUGUGAGAGAAAAGAAAUGGCUGCGGGCUGUGUCUUGAAGGAAGGGGCGUUUGUUGUGGGGAAUGACCAUAUUUGGAGGCUGAAGCGAGGAGUUAAGCUGUUCUUCAUUUGGGAAAGGCAUAUAAUAUAUAUGUUAAUGUGAGUUGUCACAGCACAUCUUAAGAGAUUUAUACACAUUUUUCUUACAUGAAUAUGCAGUAGAAUAACAGAAAAUUACAUUUGUUGGAUAUUUACAAAGUACUUUCACAGACAUUACCUCAAUUGACCUUUACAACUACUCUGAAAUACGUAGUUCGGCUGUUACCCUUUUCCUUCAGAUGAGAAAAUGGAGCCUGGUUGAAGUGGAGCUUAAAGUCACAUAAUUUGUGAUAAAGUAGAUUUGAACCCACAUCUUGUGACUGCAGAUCUCAUUGCAGAUUUUACGGUUAAUCAAAGAUACUGAAAUUAAAAUUUUAUUUUCAAUCAUUUUUUUAGGUUUUUUAAAAUCUUUUUUUAAUACCAUCUAUUCAUUCAGUUAAAAUUUUGUUGAAGUAUUAGGUCAAGUUAAAAAGCUACAGUCCUAGCUCUCAAGAUGUUUAAUAUCCAGGGGAAGGGGGCAGUCAAUAAACCAACAAUUUCAAUACUUGAUAUGUGUCAUAAGGUUGACACAACCUGAUAACCUUGUUUAAUUUAGUUCUAUGCAAUUCAUAUAGCUCAGUGUGAAAUUUAAG
Hipposideros armiger (great roundleaf bat) is the source of this 3736-nucleotide messenger RNA. RefSeq names its product laccase domain containing 1 (gene LACC1). NCBI's taxonomy places the organism in Eukaryota, Metazoa, Chordata, Mammalia, Chiroptera, Hipposideridae. Bases 225 to 1517 code for a protein of 430 amino acids. The transcript has 7 exons. The record is from RefSeq and is a predicted model, not a curated record. Gene Ontology annotation, molecular function: copper ion binding.